AUGUGCAAACCAGGUUUGGAAACACGUUGGUCAGGGGCACGCUGGACAGGGAAGGUCAUCGAUAACAGGCACGAUCGAAGAAAUCACCGAAAAAAAGGGUGCACGUGUCGGCGCAUGAAGAAUGACGCGAGACUUCUGGAGGCACGUGAGCUCACACGCUUCACCGGACGGCGGCGGGACUCUGGGCGUAGGCUGAUCGACUGGGUUGAACCAGAGGAAAGAGCGAAGAGUGAUGCUUUAGGAGUUCUUGCAUUAAUUCUUACUCUAAUAGUCAUCUUCCGGCCAGCGUUCCGGUGGGUGAUUAGACAGACGCCUGAAAGGAUGCCUGUCAAUAACUUCUACACUAGCACCAUUUUGGUACUAGCCUUGGCCGCUGGACAUCUUUUGGACAGGAUGGAUCUGGGAGUUCUUUUGCCCAUUCAAGUUGCAACAUCAAUGAUAAGGGUAGAUUUGCUCGUCAUCGUAUCUCGAUUUAGCUACCUAAAAUACUACAUUGGCUUAACAUGUGUGCUUUUUGUAGUCAAAUUGUCAGCUUGUUUGGUUCCUUCAUUGUACAGUAAGAUGCCAUUAAUUGAUUCUGUAGUUCUCGCUUUCAUUUUGAGCUCCAAAGGCAUCAUCGAGUUGGCAACAUACUCUGUUAGGAAAGACAAUGGGCUCAUCAGCGAAAAGAAUUUCACCCUUUUCUCUGUAAUGGUUUUGCCGAGUUCAAUCAUUGUUCCAAUCUUCGUUAAAUACCUUUACGACCCUUCAAGGAAAUAUGCAGGCUAUCAAGCAAGGAACAUCGUGAGUUUAAAGCCUGAAUCUGAGCUCCGAAUUCUUGCAUGUAUUCACAGAACUGAUAAUAUAGCUUCUGUAAUAAAGCUGCUUGAUGCCUCACAUCCAACAGUUGAAAGCCCCAUCAAUGUUUAUGUCCUUCACCUCAUCAAGUUAAUUGCCCAAGCCACCCCAAUCUUCAUAUCCCACCAAAAGACUGGACCAAUAUCAACCUCCUGCUCUCAAAAUGUCAUCCUUUCUUUCAAAAAAUAUGAACAGGAUAAUCCAAACGCUGUAUCAAUCCAUGCCUUUACAUCAAUAUCUUCAACAAAGUUUAUGUAUGAGGACAUAGGCACACUUGCUCUUGACAAAGUCACAUCCCUAAUUCUAUUGCCCCUCCAUCGAAAGUGGCCUAUCCAUGGACUUAUCAAAUGUGAAAACCAUAGUUUAAGGACUCUAAACUGCAGGGUUCUUGAAAAAGCCCCUUGCUCUGUGGGGAUCUUUUUUGAGCGUUUCAAACUCAACAAAGAAAAUUUUAAGAAACAUGGACCAAAGCGUUCACAUCUUUCCUUGUGCAUGAUCUUCUUGGGUGGUAGGGAUGAUCGCGAGGCCUUGAUUUUAGCCAAACGCAUGGCCAAUAACUCAAAUGCAAAUCUAACAGUUAUCAAUUUUAUUGCUGAUCAUGAUGAUGAUGAUACUGAGUUCGUAUCGGAUGAGAAAGUGCCCGACUUUACAGCCAUUGAGAAAGUCCAGCAAAUCUCUGUUAUAGAUGAAUCUAUACCAUACAAGGAGCAGCCGGUGAAAGAUGGACCACAGACUGCAUUACAUGUUCAUUCCAUAGCGGAUGAUUAUGAUCUUUUUAUAAUGGGAAGAAGCUAUGGUGUGAAGUCUCCUCAAACGAGUGGUUUAUCAGAAUGGAGUGAACUUCCUGAGCUUGGGAUCAUCGGAGACCUGCUUGGCUCCAAAGAUCUUGAUACUGAAGUUUCUGUUUUGGUAGUGCAACAACAAAGGCAGAUGAUAUAUCUAGACUAGAGAAACAUUGAUUAUCAUUAGAUGGCAAAUUGUUCUUUUUUGGUUGUUUUUAGUGGCAAUCUUUAUUCCGACAAAUUAUAUUGAAGAUAAUGAAUUUAAUAUCGAAUUCCAUAACUG
This is a messenger RNA of Hevea brasiliensis (rubber tree), 1902 nucleotides long. Its product is annotated as cation/H(+) antiporter 4-like. The record is from RefSeq and is a predicted model, not a curated record. Gene Ontology annotation, cellular component: endomembrane system. Gene Ontology annotation, biological process: regulation of pH. Lineage: Eukaryota; Viridiplantae; Streptophyta; Magnoliopsida; Malpighiales; Euphorbiaceae. The transcript is spliced from 4 exons. The coding region runs from base 1 to 1785 and encodes 594 amino acids.